CCUAGCCGUCCAGGUGGACAGUUCACUUUCCGACCCCUGCCUCCUCCACCUCCUCCACCACAUGCCUGCACCUGUACUCACCCAGCACCCUAUGCCCACUCCACAAUGCAGAGGGACACCAUACCUGUCCACGACCGCAGCCAUACCAACCAAACGUCAGAACUGAGCACCAGACAACCAGAGAACAACUGGGUACUCAAAAGAAACAUCUCACCUGAAGCCAGGCAUUUCCUGUUCAAGCAUGGGCCAGGCUCCUUGCCAGCCACAGCCAAUCAGAACUACCCACUCACCUCCAACACAAUUUAUUCUCCACUCCCACGUCCUCUGCCCCGCAGCACUUUCUCCCGACCCACGUUCAUUUUCAACAAGCCGUACAAGUGCUGCAACUGGAAGUGUACUGCCCUCAGUGCCACAGCUGUCACCCUUAUGCUGACCCUCCUUCUCACUUACGUUAUGGCUGUGCACUUGUUUGGCUUGACAUGGCAUCUGAAGCCAUCAGAGGCACAUCUGUAUGAGAACGGCAUCAGCAAGGAAAACAUUGGCUCAAAGAACAGUGCCAUCACCCCACUGGACACAUACACCAGGGACAAGAUCCAGAGAGGCCCCAAAGGAGAUAAGUACCAGCGAGGGCGGGCCCUAGAGCGUGGAGAGGUGGACAUCGGCACGCAGGUUGUGCAGGUGAUCCCUCCCGGGCUGUUCUGGCGCUUCCACAUGGCUGUCCAUCGCCCUACUUAUAUCAAGUUCAAUCUUUCUGUCUCUCAAAAUGCUUUACUUGGCAUCUACGGAAGGAGGAACAUCCCACCCACGCACACGCAGUUUGACUUUGUGAAGCUCCUGGAUGGAAAGCAGUUGAUCUCUGAGCAGUUGAUCAACUUGAGCUCUGAUCAGAGGAACCUGCAGCUUCAUUCUCUGCAGGAAACAGGCUUCAUUGAGUACAUGGACCCUGGAACAUGGUACUUGGCAUUCUACAAUGAUGGCAGAAAGGUGGAACAGGUCUUGCUUCUGAGCACUGCUAUUGAGGCCAUGGACGGAUGCUCUUCCAGCUGCAAUGGCAAUGGUGAGUGUGUUGCUGGUCACUGCCACUGUUUCCCCGGCUUUCUCGGACCAAACUGUGAGAAAGACACAUGCCCAGUACUGUGCAGUGGCAAUGGCGAAUAUGGAAAAGGACGGUGCAUGUGCCAUGAGGGCUGGAAGGGGCCAGAAUGCAGCAUCCCGGCAGAUCAGUGCAUUGACCCGACCUGUUCCAACCAUGGAGAGUGUGUCCAAGGCAUCUGCAUCUGCAUCCCUGCCUACAAGGGCAACAACUGCGAGCAAGUGGACUGUUUGGACCCCCACUGUGCGGGACAUGGUGUCUGUGUGAGGGGUGAGUGCCUGUGCUCACCUGGCUGGGGUGGCAUGAGCUGUGAGAACCCACUUACCGCCUGUCAGGAGCAAUGCUCCGGUCAUGGCACCUAUAUGCCUGAGAGUGGCACCUGCAUGUGCCAACCCAACUGGACUGGAUCUGACUGCUUCACAGAGCUAUGCCCGGUGCCCUGUGGAAGUCAUGGUGUUUGCUCAGAGGGCAGGUGCCAGUGUGAGGAGGGCUGGGAGGGCAGUAUAUGUGAUCAGCGGCCAUGCCACCCCCGAUGCGAGGAGCACGGCCAGUGCAUAGAUGGAAAAUGCCAGUGCCAGCCAGGCUGGGAAGGUGAACACUGCACCAUUGCACAAGAUCUGGAUGCUGUUGUAAAAGAUGGAUGCCCAGGUUUGUGUAAUGGCAAAGGCCGCUGUACUAUGGAGCAAAGCGGUUGGCGUUGUGUAUGCCAGCCUGGCUGGAGUGGCCCAGGCUGCAACACAGUGACGGAGCGUGAGUGUGAAGACAGUGUUGACAAUGAUGGAGACGGCCUUACAGACUGUGUUGAUCCAGACUGUUGUCAGCAGUCCAACUGCAGUAAUAAACCCUUUUGUCAAGGAGCUCCUGAUCCACUCACUUUGCUGCAGCAGAGCCGAAGCCAGCCAGAUUCAACUCCUCUGUCCAAGCACACCUUCUUUCAGCGAGUCCGCUUCCUUAUGGGCAAGGCUAGCACACACACUCUGUAUGGAGAAAUGCCUUUUGAUGCCAGUCAAGUGGCUGUGGUGCGAGGGCAGGUGGUGACAGUCGAUGGUACCCCUCUGGUUGGGGUCAAUAUCUCUUUCCUUCAGCACUUGGAGUAUGGAUUCACCAUCAGUCGGCAGGAUGGCAGUUUUGACCUUGUUGCACCAGGGGCUGUCUCUAUGACUCUGGUGUUCCAGAGGCCACCUUUCCUCACACAGAGACGCACAGUAUGGCUGCCAUGGAACAACUUCCUGGUGCUGGACAAUGUGGUCAUGGCUGAGACGGAGGUUGUGCGCCAAACCUGUGAUGUGAGGAACUUCAUCAGCCCUUAUCCCAUUUUGAUGCCUUCACCACUCACCAGAUACACAGGGGAGUGUGCACUUCGGGGACCAGUCAUCCCAGAACUACAAGCUGUUCAGGAGGAAAUCACUAUUCCAGACAGCUUUAUGAAGCUCAGCUAUCUUAGCACACGUGCUGCUGGCUACCAAUCCCUGCUGCGUGUCAUCCUUUCACAUACUUCCAUUCCACCGGAUCUCAGCAAACUGCACGUAUCUGCUGUCGUCGAAGGCAGGAAGUAUCAGAAAUGGUACCCAGCUGCCCCGGGAUUAGUUUAUGUUUUGCCUUGGAACAAAACCGAUAUCUAUGACCAGGAGGUGUAUGGCCUGACUAAAGCAUCUGUGUCUGUGGGAUAUGAGUAUGAAUCCUGUCCAGACUUCAUUCUUUGGGAGAGAAGGACAACACUAAUUCAGGGCUUUGAGAUGAUGGGCUCCAGCUUGGGCGGAUGGACCUUGGACAAGCAUCACAUUCUCAAUGUGCAGAGUGGUGUCCUGCACAAGGGAAAUGGAGAGAACAUCUUCAUUUCCCAGCAGCCUCCAGUCAUCAGAACAGUCAUGGGAAAUGGCUACCAUCGCACCAUUCCCUGUCAUGGCUGCAGUGGCCCGGCUCUGGAGAGAAAACUCUUCGCUCCUGUGGCUUUAGCCUGUGGUUCUGACGGCAGCAUCUACGUUGGUGACUUUAACUUUGUGCGUCGCAUCCUGCCUAGCGGAUACACCUACAACAUCCUGGAACUCAAGAAUAGGGACACACGACACAGCACCAGCCCAGCCCAUAAGUAUUACCUGGCAAUGGACCCGGUGAAUGAAGCUCUGUAUGUAUCAGAUACAAGCAGUAGAAGAAUAUACAGACUCAAGAAGCUGAGCGAGCCCAAGGAUCCGGCCAAAAACAUGGAAGUGGUUGCAGGGACGGGGGAACAGUGCCUUCCAUUUGACCAGAGCCACUGUGGUGAGGGUGGCAAAGCCACAGCUGCUUCACUGAUCAACCCCAGAGGAAUUGCAGUGGACAAGAGGGGCUUUGUGUAUUUUGUGGAUGGAACCACCAUCCAGAGGAUCAAUGAGAAAGGAGUGCUGACCACCUUCAUCGGCUCCAAUGGCCUCAUGUCCACUCAGCCACUCAGCUGUGACUCCCGAAUGGACAUCACACAGGUGCGUCUGGAAUGGCCAACAGACCUGUCUAUUAAUCCCUUGGAUGAUUCCCUCUACAUUCUGGACAACAACAUCGUGUUGCAGGUGUCAGACAGCCUUGAGGUGCGCAUUGUAGCUGGCCGGCCAAUCCAUUGCCAAGUCCUGGGGCUUGAUUACUCCCUGCUCAACAAAUUGGCUGUGCAUUCUGCUCUAGAGGCAGCUAAAGCCAUCGCUGUGUCACACCAGGGUCUGCUUUACAUUGCUGAGACAGAUGAGCGAAAGAUCAACCGCAUCCAGCAGGUUACCACCAGUGGUGAGAUUUCUGUGGUGGCUGGAGCUCCAGCCGACUGUGACUGCAAAAUUGACCCCAACUGCGACUGCUUCUCUGGUGAUGGCAGCUAUGCCCGUGAUGCCCGCUUAGAAGCACCCUCCUCAUUAGCAGUUGCACCCAAUGGCACACUCUACAUUGCUGACCUGGGAAAUAUCCGGAUCCGCUCAGUGAGCACCAACCAGCCACAGCUAAAUGCAGCUGGAAUGUAUGAGAUCGCCUCAGUGGUGGACCAGGAGGUCUACUUAUUCAGCCACAAUGGCAUGCACCUUCAUACCAAACAUCUGAUCACUGGUGAUUUCCUGUACAACUUCACCUAUUCACCUGAUCAGCACCUAAGUGCUGUGGUCAGUAGGGAUGGCAGUGCCAUCCAUGUGCGACGCGAUGCCAAUGGAAUACCCCUUUGGUUAGUGGCACCCAGAGGUCAGGUGCACUGGCUCACCAUCAGCAACAGCCGUCUCCUCAAGAGGGUUUCUGCCCAAGGCCAUGACAUCGCCCAGCUCACUUACCAUGGCAACACUGGUCUCCUAGCAACAAAGACUGACGAGAAUGGAUGGACCACAGUAUAUGAGUACAACAGUGAAGGACACAUUGUCAAUGUCACCUUUCCGACUGCGGAAGUCAGCAGUUUCCACGACAACAUGGAGAAGUCAGUUCGGGUAGAAGUAGACAGCUCCAACUCAGAGAACUUCAUUACAGUCACUAACUUUUCCUCCUCUGACACCAUUUUCACAUUUCGCCAAGACCAUGCACAGAACACAUACCGUGUGAGCACUGACGGCUCUUUCCAUGUGACCUUUGCCAGUGGCAUGGAUGUGACACUUGUUACUGAGCCACAUGUGUCAGCUGGAACGGUCAACCCAGCAGUGAGCAGGUGCAACAUCACACUGCCCAGCGAGCACAGUCCGAGUCUGAUCGAAUGGAGGCAGCGGCGAGAGCAGUCAAAGACCAACCACACAACCUAUGAAUGCAAGCUGCGGGCUCAUAACAGAAAUCUGCUGUCCAUAGACUUUGACCACACCACACGUAUGGGCAAGAUCUAUGAUGACCAUCGCAAAUUUACUUUAAGGAUUCUAUAUGAUGAGCUAGGACGGCCCAUUCUGUGGUCACCCAGUAGCAAAUACAAUGAGGUGAAUGUCACCUACUCAGCUGCAGGCCUCAUCACCAGCAUUCGGCGUGGAAACUGGUCUGAAAAAUUGGAAUACGAAAAUGGUAGGGUGGUGUCUAGAACAUGGAUCAAUGGCAAAAUCUGGAGCUACUCUUUCAUGGAGAAGUCUGUUAUGCUCCAGUUACAUAGCCAACGCAGAUACAUUUUUGAGUAUGACCAAACAGAUCGGCUUCUGGCCGUGACCAUGCCCAGCAUGGUACGUCACAGCCUGCAGUCCAUGCUGUCAGUGGGCUACUACAGAAACAUCUACAGUCCUCCAGACAGCAGAGCUCACAUCAUUCAGGACUUCACCCGUGACAGGCUUUUGCUCCAGACACUCUACCUGGGCUCAGGCCGCCGUGUCCUCUACAAAUACACCAAGCAGACUCGUCUGUCUGAGAUCAUCUAUGACACCACACUGGUCACUUUCACCUAUGAUGACUAUUCAGGAAUGAUUAAAACCAUCCACCUCAUGCACGAUGGCUUCAUAUGCACCAUCAGAUACAGGCAAACAGGUCCCCUGGUUGGACGCCAGAUCUUCCGAUUCAGUGAGGAGGGCUUGGUGAAUGCGCGCUUUGACUACAGCUAUAACAGUUUUCGUGUGACCAGCAUGCAGGCCAUGAUCAAUGAGACCCCUCUUCCCAUUGAUCUUUACCGUUAUGUGGAUGUAUCUGGACGCAUCGAGCAGUUUGGAAAGUUCAGCGUUAUAAACUACGAUCUUAACCAGGUCAUCACUACCCAUGCCAUGAAGCACACCAAGAUAUUCAAUGCCUAUGGGCAAGUAGUGGAGGUACAGUAUGAGAUCCUCAAGUUGAUUGCCUAUUGGAUGACAGUGCACUAUGACAACAUGGGUCGCACUGUUGUUUGCGAAAUCCGGAUUGGUGUGGAUGGCAACAUCACACGAUAUUCAUAUGAAUACGAUGCUGACAGCCAGCUUCAGAGUGUACUGAUGAAUGAACGUCCCCAGUGGCGCUACAGCUAUGACCUCAAUGGUAACAUCAACCUCCUGAGCCAUGGCACCAGCGCCAGGCUUACGCCGCUUCGUUAUGAUCUCCGUGACCGAAUCACCAGAUUGGGUGAAAUCCAAUACAAAAUGGAUGACGAUGGAUUUCUCCGUAUGAGAGGCAAUGACAUCUUUGACUACAACUCCAAUGGGCUCCUCAUACGUGUCUACAAUAAGGUUUCAGAGGAAAGCAUCCAGUACCGCUACGAUGGCCUCAGCAGGCGUGUUGCUAGCAAGUCCAGCACUGGGCACCACCUGCAGUUCUUCUAUGCAGAUCUGGCUAAUCCCACAAGAAUAACGCAUAUGUACAACCACAGCAGUUCUGAAAUCACCUCCCUCUAUUAUGACCUUCAAGGCCACAUCAUCGCCAUGGAGCUAAGCAGCGGCGAGGAGUACUAUGUGGCUUGUGACAAUACUGGAACUCCACGAGCUAUCUUCAGUAGUCAAGGAGAAAUUAUCAGGGAGGUCCAGUACACUCCUUAUGGGGACAUUUAUCAAGACUCUAACCCAUCAUUCCACUUGAUUAUUGGAUUCCACGGUGGACUUUGUGAUCCAUUCACCAAGCUGAUUCAUUUUGGGCGAAGGGACUAUGAUGUGGUAGCAGGCAGGUGGACAACACCUGACUACAACUUGUGGGCCGAGCUCAGUGCCAACCCAAAACCUUUCAAUCUCUACACAUUUAAAAACAACUGCCCAGUGGGAGAUAUUGAGGAGGUCACUCAGUUCACUUCAGAUAUUGGAAGCUGGCUACAACUGUUUGGAUUUCAGCUCCAUAAUGUUGUGCCUGGCUUUCCUAAACCUGAUGUGGAAGGCAUGGAACAGACUUAUGAAAUGAUGAAGACCCAAACCAAAACCCAGGACUGGGACACAAGUAAAGUUGUUCUGGGUAUUCAGUGUGAGCUACAGAGACAACUAAGAUCCUUCAUCUCCUUAGAAAGGUUACCGAUGUCUCAGUCCAUUGGCUGCCUCCACCAACGUUUGGCCCAGACGCCUCUCUUCUCGACCCUCCCCACCAUCUUUGGCAAGGGCAUAAAAUUCUCCAUAAUGAAUGGGGUUGCUUUGGCUAACAUCAUUGGUGUUGCCAGUGAGGAUAGUCGGCGCUUGGCCACUGUUAUCCAUGGUGCUGUCUACCUAGAGGGCCUACGCUACACCGUGGAUGGGCGAGACACGCACCACUUCGUCAAGCUUGGGCAACUGGAGGAGGACCUUAUUGUGAUGAGUGGUGCUGGGGGACGUGUCCUGGAGAAUGGCGUCAACGUGACAGUGACACAGAUGACAUCAAUGGCUGGUGGCAGGACCAGGCGCCUGGCGGACAUCCAGCUCCAGUCGGGGGCGCUAGGCCUGAAUGUGCGCUAUGGCGUCUCAGCUAGUGAGGCCAGGGAACAUGUGUUGGAGCUGGCAAGGGAGAGAGCAGUGCAGCAAGCAUGGGCACACGAACAGAGCAGGCUUCUCUGUAGUGAAGGUGGCAGCCGAACAUGGACCGAAGCUGAGAAGCAGCAACUGCUUUCUAGUGGAAAAGUGUCUGGCUAUGAUGGCUAUUUUGUACUGUCAGUAGAACAGCAUCCUGAGCUAGCCGACAGUGCUAACAACAUUCAUUUCAUGAGGCAAAGCGAAAUAGGCCAAAGGUAACGGUGGUACAAAUGAUGCCUUCUGGUCCUUUCACCAAAGACUGCCUCUUUCUAGAUUAAUCAGACUCUUUAUAUUAUUACAUAAAACGAGAUUUGCCAGAAGCAAACCUCAUCCGCCUUUAAUUGUGACAAAAUGAUGGUAUUUUAUUAUUUUUCUGGGUGGAGAUUCUACGUGGGACAAGCAUUUUUUUUUCCCUCACCGUGGCUUAGCUUUUUGUAUGUGAAGAUAAUCUUUUUUUCUCCUAAGUAUAGUAUUUUUUCUUACUGCCUCCUCAUAUUUAUGAACCUGUAAUGAUAAAAGAAGAAGACGACACAGAAUCAGUAUUGCAUUAUCCUUGUAUUAUUUUGGUUGUUAUAUUACAUAGAACACCUCAACAUAGAGUUUACAUUUUGUGCAAAAGAGGCCUUGUAAACGAAUUAUGAUAUGAAAGAAUGAGGUGACAAAAGAACAUGUCACAGAGAAAUCCCUUCUGAAUAGGACUUCAGAUUAGGCGUGUUUAAAAAAAAAUAAAAAAAUACUGUCAUGAAACAGAUAUUGUACAUAUGCAUUGAAAAUGUAGGUGCUUUAAAGAAAGUACUAAAACUUUUAAAAUAUGUUGUUAUCCAUAAUGAAGUGUUAAUAUGACUAGAAUUUUUUUUAAUUAUAUAUGAUGUGGACAUAUCUAACCUGGAAAUCAGAGUAUAAUGAGUUUAAGAUAACUUAUUAAAGCUAUUAUGUGUA
Pangasianodon hypophthalmus (striped catfish) is the source of this 8358-nucleotide messenger RNA. RefSeq names its product teneurin-1. Gene Ontology annotation, biological process: neuron development; heterophilic cell-cell adhesion; signal transduction. Gene Ontology annotation, molecular function: protein homodimerization activity; cell adhesion molecule binding; protein heterodimerization activity. Gene Ontology annotation, cellular component: neuron projection; membrane. The record is from RefSeq and is a predicted model, not a curated record. The transcript is spliced from 29 exons. The coding region runs from base 106 to 7638 and encodes 2510 amino acids. Lineage: Eukaryota; Metazoa; Chordata; Actinopteri; Siluriformes; Pangasiidae.